Molecule: messenger RNA, 4634 nt
Organism: Trichogramma pretiosum
Lineage: Eukaryota; Metazoa; Arthropoda; Insecta; Hymenoptera; Trichogrammatidae
Gene: flfl
Product: serine/threonine-protein phosphatase 4 regulatory subunit 3
Exons: 8
Coding region: 1228-3705 (825 amino acids)
Biological process (GO): DNA damage response; protein dephosphorylation
Cellular component (GO): nucleoplasm; protein phosphatase 4 complex
Molecular function (GO): protein phosphatase activator activity
Source: RefSeq, a predicted model, not a curated record
CGCUCGUGUGUCAUAUCGUUGCCAAAGUAUAUAAAAUCGUGUGCGGACUGAGAGUGUGUGAGUGAAAGAGAGAGAGAGAGAGAGAGAGAGAGAGAAAGGGAGCGACAUCAACGGUUGAUAAAAGAAGCGAUUAAUUUCGCGCUCGACUCGUGGCACACGGCGACAAUUAUCCCUUUAGCCGCUCUAUAAACAUACCAACACAUAUCGACGAUAAGCUGACGUGCUGCGCGCGAGGGUGCAUGGAUCAGCCGUGUCACCCGAGCACACUCGACUCCUGCAUCGCGUAGAACUGCAUAUACGCUCUUGCGACGGCCGAUAUCGACUCCAAGAGGCCGUGGUGCGCCACCGGCUCUCGACAAGUUUCUUCAACAGCCAAAGGAUACACCUCUUACAUAGCUACGUGAAAAACACGUUCAUACAACGGGAACUUUAAAUAGCACUCAACAUCGCGCUCGCCGUCAUUUUUGGAUAAGACAACGUGAGAAUUCUUACGUUCACAGCCAUUAUCGCUCCUAAAUUCAGCUAUAUAGAAUACACGAGCUACGUAUAUAUCAAGAGAUCACAUCUGAAGAAAGAUAAACGAAAAAAUUUGGCUCUCGGGUUCGAGAGUCGCCAUCGGAGCGCGUGUGCGUACAUAUUUGCGCCCGUAAGCACUGAAACGGGAGAAAGGUAUAAAAAAAAUUCUUCAACAUAUAUAGCCCUGUGCGAGUGUGUAUCAAAGGUAGCAGCAGUAGCGCGCGCGCUGGCAUAGCCGCAGCUAUACAUCGUCUGAUGUAGGUAACCUUGAAAGUCGACGACAACACAUCACGAAAGGUACACACCAGAGCAACAGUGAAUAUCCAAAUACUCAAUCUCACCGUCGUGUGGACGCAAGCGAGAAAAUCCAACAGUAUUUUUUAGUUCGGUUGCAAGUUCCAUUACGAAGAUAUGUGUACGAAGAAAAGUUUUUGGAUUUUAGACAUGUUAAAAACGUGAUUUUCGGCAUUUUGCUCCCAACCAUUGCCCACUCUUAUUCUCCAACCAAAUACUCUCUGUGUUUUAACGUUUCAAGUGUUGAUUCCAGUCUUUUAGAUUCAUCGUGUGUGCAUUUUUCUGUGAAUACAGCCAAGUGGUGUUGGUAGUUAUGCUAUCUUGACUGCCUGUUUAAAGGACAAUUUUAAACUUGAUAUUUUAGAUAUUUUUUUAUAUAUAUUUAUAUAUAUGUGGCUACAUUAAGACUGAGCCAUCAUGACGGAUACUAGGAAACGUGUUAAAUUGUAUGCGUUGAACGCAGAUAGACAGUGGGAUGAUCGUGGCACUGGUCAUGUAUCUUCAUUAUAUGUUGAUAGACUGAAAGGUACCUCGCUGCUUGUAAGAGCUGAAAGUGACGGUACAACCCUGUUAGAAAGUAAAAUUCAACCAGAUACUGCCUAUCAAAAACAACAGGAUACUUUGAUUGUGUGGUCUGAAAGUGACAAUUAUGAUUUAGCUUUAAGUUUUCAAGAAAAAGCAGGAUGUGAUGAAAUAUGGGAAAAAAUUUGUCAAGUACAAGGAAAAGAUCCCUCUGUAGAGAUAACUCAAGAUAUUGUUGAAGAGUCUGAAGAUGAACGAUUUGAUGAAAUGUCAGAAUCCGCACCACCGAUAGAAUUACCUCCAUGCGAACUAGGUCGUCUAGAAGAUAUCAGUGAGCUCAUAAGUAAUUGUUUAUCAUCCCCAAUGCGUAAAGAAAAACUCGCAACAGCUUUAGAAUCUGAAGGUUACAUUCGUAAAUUAUUAAAUCUAUUCCACACAUGUGAAGACUUAGGUAGCAUGGAAGGUCUUCAUCAUCUUUAUGAUAUUUUCAAAAACAUCUUUCUGCUGAAUAAAAAUGCUCUUUUUGAGGUAAUGUUUAGUGAUGAUGUCAUAUUUGAUGUUGUUGGGUGUCUAGAAUAUGAGCCCAGCUUACCUCAACCAAAAAAACACAGAGAAUAUUUACAGCAGUUAGCUAAAUUUAAACAAGCUGUACCCAUCACAAACGCAGAAUUACUUGCUAAAAUCCAUCAAACGUACAGAGUCCAGUAUAUACAAGAUGUAGUUUUGCCAACUCCCAGUGUUUUUGAAGACAACAUGCUGAGCACUCUAAGCAGUUUUAUAUUUUUCAACAAGGUUGAAAUCGUUACAUUGAUACAAGACGAUGAAAAGUUUCUCACUGAAUUAUUCAGAAUGCUCACAGAAGAUGAUACUCCUGAUGUGAAAAGACGUGACCUGGUGCUAUUUCUAAAGGAGUUUUGUAAUUUCUCACAAAAUUUGCAGCCUCAAGGUAAAGAGACAUUUUACAAAACACUAACAUCGUUGGGUAUACUCCCAGCUUUAGAAAUCACAUUAAGCAUUAAUGAUGCUCAGACCAAAUCAGCAAGCAUAGAUAUACUUAAUUAUAUUGUUGAGUAUUCACCAAGUGUCAUCAGGGACUACACCCUACAACAAAUUAAUCUCACAGAGCAGGACCAGAUGUUGGUAAAUGUUAUUGUUACCCAGUUAAUCAAUGACAGUGAUCCAGAACUUGGAGGUGCUGUCCAGCUUGCAGGUGUUUUACGGCUACUUCUUGAUCCGGAAAAUAUGAUAACAUCAGUGAAUAAGUCAGAAAAGGCCGAUUUUCUGAAUUAUUUCUACAAAAAUAGCAUAAGCACUAUGAUAGCGCCUCUUUUAGCUAACACAAUUGGUGACAAACCAGCUCGAGAAGAUUAUCGUACCGUACAGUUGCUUGGUCUUAUACUCGAGUUGUUAUCGUUUUGCGUAGAACAUCACACUUAUCAUAUUAAAAACUGUAUUUUGAACAAAGAUUUAUUGAGGAAAAUACUUGUACUCAUGAAAUCGACUCAUACUUUCCUUGUUCUGUGCGCACUUAGGUUUAUGCGUAAAAUCAUUGCUCUCAAAGAUGAAUUUUAUAACAGAUACAUUGUUAAAGGCAAUUUGUUCGCGCCGGUAUUCGACGCAUUCACGCGAAAUAACGGACGAUACAAUUUAUUAGAUUCUGCCAUCCUUGAAAUGUUUGAAUUCAUUAAACUGGAGGAUAUUAAAUCUCUUUGUUCGCACGUUGUGGAAAAUUAUUCAAAGGAACUUGAAGCCAUUGAUUAUGUUCAAACGUUUAAAGCUUUAAAGUUGAGGUAUGAACAACAUCAGGACAAAUUGAAAGAUCGUGAUAGAGGAGCCUUAGACAGCGUUCCAUCGAUACUACGUAAUAGCCGAUUCAGACGCGACCAACGUCAAUUGGACGAAGAGGAAGAAAUGUGGUUUAACGAGGAAGAAGAUUUUGAUGAGGGAGAGGCUGUUGUGCCUGCGGCAACUGCUGAUCUUGUACCCACCGGCAAGAAACUAGGAAUCGAGGCACCACAAGAGCCCGAUAGCCCGCCGCUAAUGCAGGGUCAAUCCUUACAGCCACAGCCCCAGCCUCAGCCACAACCACAGCAAGGAAUAUUGAACAACAACAGUGGGAACAUUUUGCCACUGGCAACAGCAGCCUGCACGACACAGGCUCAAAAUCAAAUAUCUUCGGCAAACAAUCUUCCCGUCGUUGGUGUCACGGCCGCCGAUGCAAUUGGCAAUACAAGCACCGAUGGUUCCGUUGUUGUUGAAAAAUCUGGAUCAUUUUUCAAAAAGGGAUUGGUAGACUAUGAAGGUGAUUCAGAUGAAGAAGAGGAAGAAUCUGAUGAGUUGAGUCCACUGCCUAAGCGACAACGACUCUCAUAGUAGGCAAACUAUCUGUCAUUAGAAAGUGUGCUGUGACCAGAGGUGGGCUAAAUCGUAUUUGAACUCGAAACUUUCAUGUAUUUAAACAAGUAAAAACUAUUAACUUAAUAUGUUACACGUAAGCAAUGAAAUAAAUUACCAAGCAAAAAUUAAAACUUAAGUUACAAUGGUCAUUGUAGCAUACAAAUUUUAAAUGCAGUAUUUAGAUACAAAUGUAUUUAAAGUAAAUGACUAUUUUAAAUACAAAUGUAUUUAAAAUACAUUUGUUUUUCGAAUUUUUAUCAAGCAACUGAAAAUAUUGUAUAAUAAUAAAUAACAUUUUCACUGAUUACAAAUGAUUCAGAACUAAGUCUACAAUGGGCAGCUCAUUUGUAAUUAGAAUAAGUAUGAUUGUUGACAUUGUUCAUGGUCAUUUCAUAUAGCAAAUAUGUAAAUUACUUCAAACUAUUGAUUCUCAGAUUGAUAAUUAUUGAGAUCUCAAUUUUCAAGCUUUUGACCUCUGUGAAACUUUUGUAUGAAAUAUUCAGGAUUAGUGUAUUGGACCAAAAAUUUGAAAGAUAUACACGUCAAUAAGAAUGGAUUUUUUAAUGACAUUCCCGCUUUAUCGAUUUAUUUUGAGCAAAUUAAUAUUAGUCUCAGACGUCCGAUUGUACAAUUGUUAAAUAUUUUCAACCUUCCUUUAUUACACUUAGUUUUAUCUUCCAUCGAUUUUCGAAUGUAUCCUGCUGAUAUAAUUAGACUUUAAUGUAAACUUCCUUCUGUUAAUGUAUUUUAGCUGGCCGAAUCUUAUCAGCUUGAGGUUUAAAUAAAAUGUAUGUAUGAUUAUGGAGAAUUUAGAGUGAGCUAUUUAUUAUUUCCAUGUUGUAACGUUAUUCGACUUUUGUAUUUAAUUAAUGAAUCAUAAAGUACAUACUUGAAGAUUAUAAUAA